Messenger RNA from Xiphophorus maculatus (southern platyfish), 1937 nucleotides. RefSeq names its product SNF8, ESCRT-II complex subunit (gene snf8). Lineage: Eukaryota; Metazoa; Chordata; Actinopteri; Cyprinodontiformes; Poeciliidae. Gene Ontology annotation, biological process: protein transport to vacuole involved in ubiquitin-dependent protein catabolic process via the multivesicular body sorting pathway. The coding region runs from base 176 to 952 and encodes 258 amino acids. The transcript has 8 exons. Gene Ontology annotation, cellular component: ESCRT II complex. The record is from RefSeq and is a predicted model, not a curated record.
GCCAGGCCAGCGGAAGUGAAAGUAACACGUUUCCGGUGGAGCUUCACUCUAUGGUCUGCAGUUAAGACAUUUCUCGUUGUUUACUAUGAAAUAAAACAUAUCUGCACUGUUCGUGUGGUGAAAUUAACCGACGUUCGGGUCGCUAUAUACAAUAUUUGAUCCAAAUCUCGACAAAAUGCAUCGCAGAGGUGUUGGUGCUGGGGCGAUAGCUAAAAAGAAGCUAGCAGAGGCCAAAUACAAAGAAAGAGGAACUGUACUCGCAGAGGACCAGAUAGUUCAGAUGUCAAAACAGUUGGAAACGUUCAAAUCCAACCUUGAGGAGUUUGCCAGCAAGCACAAACAAGAGAUCCGUAAGAACCCCCAGUUCAGGGUCCAGUUUCAGGAGAUGUGUGCCACCAUUGGCGUUGACCCGCUAGCUUCUGGUAAAGGCUUUUGGUCCGAGAUGCUCGGUGUGGGAGAUUUCUACUAUGAGCUGGGGGUACAGAUCAUUGAAGUGUGUCUCGCCCUGAAACACAGAAAUGGAGGACUCAUUACUCUGGACGAGCUCCACCAGAGGGUGCUGAGGGGUCGGGGUAAAUAUGCUCAGGACGUGAGCCAAGACGACUUGGUCAGAGCCAUAAAGAAACUGAAGGUGAUGGGAAACGGUUUUGGGAUGAUUCCCGUUGGCGGCUCUUACCUGGUCCAGUCGGUCCCAGCAGAACUGAACAUGGAUCACACUGUCGUUUUACAGCUUGCAGAGAACAAAGGAUACGUCACUGUAAGCGAGAUCAAAGGCAGCCUGAAGUGGGAGAAAGAACGGGCGUGUCACGUGCUGGAUCAUCUGCUGAAAGAAGGCUUGGCCUGGCUGGACUCUCAAGCAGCCGGGGAGGCUCAGUACUGGCUGCCAGCGCUCUUCUCCGAGCUGACCUCUCGUGAUGUCACGCCCGAGGAGGCCAAUCAGAUGACGCCUUAGGGAGAUUUGUGGGUGGAUUGUUAUGUUGUGACUGGUGGAGGCGUUCACUGAUGUGAUGCCAGAAAGGGCGGGUUCUCCGCCUGGAGCCGAUGGACGGGCGUCACGUCAAGCGUCGGACUCGAGAAGGAGACGGUUUUUCCCAGUGGGUUGCAAAAGUAUCCACACACCUUGAACCUUCUCAUAUUUGUGACAUUACAGUCGCAAGUGUCAUUGUAUUUUAUAGGAACUCUAUAUGAAGAAAGAUUGUAUGUGCUUUUUUUACAAAUAAAAAUCUAAAAAAUGUGCUGUGUUUAGUAUUUAGCCUAAAAAUACUAAUACUAGGCUCAAUACUAAGAGCUGUAAUUACACCUGCAGCUCUGAGGAGAUUGAGAUUUUUGCCAGUUUUCUUGCCUCAAGCUCUGUCGGAUGGGAUGGAGGGCAUCUCUGAAAAACAGUUUCAAAAACCCAACUUCAAGAUUCUCAAUUGGACUGAUUUCUGGACUUUAACUGGACCAUUCUAGCACAUGAAUACUCUUUCAUCUAAACCAGGAAAGAGCCAUUGUUGUACUGUAAAACUUGCCUACAGCUGCAAAACCUACAUGACACUAGUAUGUUAAUGAAACAUAAAAAAAAUAAUUAAAAUAUUUAAAAAAAAAUGAGUAAUGCACAUCAUCUCCAGCAAAAUGACUUGUAUGACUGUUGUCAUUUAUUCUGAUAUUUAGCUCCAUCCUUCUUCCCCAUUAACCUGCUCUCUCCCUGCUGAAGAAAACUAUCCCCAUAGCAUGAUGCCACCACCACCAUGUUUCACCUAUUGGGUGAUAUGUUCAGGAAGCGGUGAGACAAUGUGGAAAAGUUCAAGGGAAGGGGUGUGAACACUUUUUUUAUCGCGCGAUUGGAUGGGAAAUUCAGUGUAAUCUUGGUGGAGGGUUGUUUUUUUUUUGUAAUUAUUGGAGAAUUCCUCUGUGUGCUAAACAUGUAAAUGUUAAAAAUGUCUUGUAUAAAAAAA